Molecule: messenger RNA, 3081 nt
Organism: Cladocopium goreaui
Lineage: Eukaryota; Dinophyceae; Suessiales; Symbiodiniaceae
Source: the annotation of a GenBank genome assembly
AUGGCAUUGGGUGGACCUUCGAGUGGUCCUCGUUUUCCUUGGGAGACAAAUCCUUUCCUUCGAGAUGUCUUGGGCCCUCCAGAAGUUCCUUGGCUUAAACCCCCUGCCAUGAUGAGAAGUAUGAAUUAUGUGCCGUCGACUUUGCAGCCUGUUAGAGCAAAGAUGACUGUGCCUGAAAGGAAAGCUCAAGUCAGGCAUACAGUGCAUCAACAUGUCAGUCAAGCAGCUGAUCAAGCACGCAGCUCUUUGCUCUUGAAGUGGGCGGAACUGUUCAUGAUUAUGCCUGAAGACACACUUCCAGGAAAGAUGUUGCUGGAAUGUGCUGAUGAUGAGCUGAAGGUAAUGACAACCCUCAAUGACCUUUUCGUCACAAAGGCGACAUCUACACUCAGGACACGAGUAGGAUCACUGUGCAUGUACUAUGCAUGGCUUCUUCAUACUUAUCCUGAUGAGCCGGUAUAUCCCCUCACUGAGUCGAAGCUCUAUGCAUAUGCCUGUGAAUGUCGCCAGAUGGGCCAGUCUGCUUCAAGAGUGGAUACGCUUUUGGGCACCCUCAAGUAUGUGGGCGAGGCUUUCAAGUUUCCUGGAGCCAUUGACUCUGCAGGCUCCGAGCGUGUGAAAGGGGCCAGCCAUCAAAUGAUUUUGACUAGGCAACCACGUUCCCGGGCUGACAUGCUGGUUCCUACAAUGUUGUGCUGGCUGGAAAUUGCUUGUUUUAGUGUGGCAGACGACUAUGACAGGAUGAUCGCUGGUUUGUGCUUGUUUUGCUGCUAUGGGCGACUUCGCUGCAGUGACGCUAACAGAACCAGACAUGGGACUUUGAUUGGCCGCUUUUUCGAGGGCGCCUUGUCCAGGACAAAGACGGCCAAGAGCAAGGAGAAAGCCACGAGUUUCAUUCCUUUGGUUGUGCCGAGUUUUGGAUUGCUGGGAAAACCCUGGUUUUUGGAGUUUGUCAAGGCUAGGAGCAAUCUGGGCUUGCGUGAUAUUCCUUCCUUGGAGAGCCAAGCGCAUGACCUGGACUUCGUUUUGGUUCCAGAGAAGGGCUCGCUGGGCUAUGAAACGCAGAAUCCCAUAGGCUCAGUUGAGCUUACAGAUCGACUGCUCAGCCUUUUGGGCAGCGGGUUCUCGCAGGAUGACUUGUAUGGCAUUCGAAGCCACUCGCUGAAAGCCACCCUCCUGGCAUGGAUGAACACUUGGGGUUGCGAUCUGACAACGAGCGAGCUUCUUGGCUAUCAUGUCAAUAAGGAGCAUUCAUCUGCGUUGAACUACAUUCGGGAUUGCCUGAGUGAACCUAUCAGGCGGCUUGUUGAUAUGAUGAAGCAAGUGCAUGACGGGGUCUAUGUGCCGGGGGCAGCCCGUGACAGCCUUUUUCCUCCGGCCUUGCAACGUAAACCCUUGACGCGGCAGUUUUUGGAAAAGACUGGUUUGGAUGUUUUGGAUGCAGCACGAAUUUUCCAAGAGGAUGCUUGGUUCCCUACGACAGCUGCCAUGCGGGAAGCUGAUGGGCGAUUUGUUGUGCUCAAGAGCCAAACCCCGUUCCCGGACGUGGGCCUGGUCGAGUAUCUCAAGCCCACUGAGGAGUUCCCAUUGAGAGGCUUGGCAUCGAGUGAUGACUUGGUCUCAGAUGAUAGUAGCAGCAGUGAUUCAAGUGACAGCACUGCAAAAUCAGAUUGUGAAUUCAGCCAUGCUUAUAUAGAUGCAUACCAUGAAGGUAGUGCUGGUGGUCUUAGGGGUCGUGCCAUUCCAGCUGAGAAGAGUGCGAUGGUGCCACGUGGGAAGUCCACGGAAUCUGCAGCAAGAUUCGAUCAGGUAAACAUGUUGGACUCAUCAGCUGUGUUUGAGUCCAGAGCUGAACAGAUCGGUGUGCUGCCCGAUGAGCUUCGGCGCAUCAAGGAAGCCAAUGUGAACACCUUUGGCAAAUUUGCAUUCGCAGCAAACUACACACCGGGACAAGCUGAUGAGCAGCCACUCAUGUUGCUGAUCAGCCGUGUUUGUGAUGCUGAUCCUCCUCCAUCUGAGAGAGUCCCUUUAGUGAGGAGGCUAUUCUAUGAAAGUUACACUCUGGCCAAUGCUGAUCUGAGGUCUCGCAUCGAACAGCGAGAGGGUGAUCCGCCAAGACGCCUUGCGCAAGCUGAGAGGGCCUCUCGUUAUGCAGACCAGGUGGCUAGGCUGUCAGGCUUAGACCUGACGGGUGAGCUCGAACCCUCACAUGGGCUCAUUGAUGUAGUGUUUCAGAUGGUGGAGGAGAAUCAGAUGAGAUACAUACGGUGGGAGCAGUGCACCAAAAGAGAUCAAGAGCUGAUGGGUAUCAAGGUUGACCCUACAUGGAAGCCUGACUCCCAAGGCAUCAUUCGCCAGGUCAAAGUGGAGUCAGAGAUCAAGGCGGACACUUCGUCUGACUUGAGACUCCGCUAUGCACUUCAGCGCCGUAGUUUAGCCAUUGAUCAAAGUCGCCUCUGCAACUACGACAAGUUGGAGAAAUGGAGCAACAUUCUCCUGGAGGCUUACUCCAAGACGCCGAUUGCAGGGUACCAGAAGGUGAGCAUUGAGCAGAUCCAGCAAGCAGAUUUGGAACUCUGGAAGCUGGUCAUCAAACAGACUCGUGCUGGUAUCCGUCCGGUGGGGGGCAAGAUGCCCGUUGAGGAGGCUGUUGAAUCAAUCAUCAAUUUGCCGGAGGUACGCCUUCACCUCCAGCCACUUCCUGCGGGCACCAAGCGCAAGCUCGAGAUGGAUGAUGAUACAAAGCCAUCUCAACCCAAAAGCAAGUCCUCCUCGGCUGACACUGAGCGCCUCAAGAAGACCAUUGAGAAUCUGCAGGGUCAAGUGCGUAACAUGCAGAAGGGCAGAGGCAAGGGAAAGAGCUCAGGGCGCAAAGGCAACCAAAGUUCCCGGUCGAUGAUUCGUAUGCCUGUGGAGCUCAUUGGGCAGAAUGCCAUGACCAAGGACAAUGAGCCCAUUUGCUUCAGCUUCAACUUGAGAGGCUGCAAGAACGCCUCAGCUGGAGGCAAAUGUGAGAAAGGCCGUCAUGUGUGCACUAAAUGUGGAGGUGCACACAGCCAGAACAACUGCGAGCAGCAGUGA